AGUCUCGAGCAGUGGCCCGGGUAGGUUUGAAUUCGUUUUGUUUUCAUCCAGUAAACAAAUGACCCUUCCUCAGCGUCACCUCCAGUGCUGUGUCAGGUACUACUGAUUUCUGUUGUUUGCUCUUGGCUCGGUAUGACUUGGAACAGCACCACUUCCUUCUCCGCAAGAAUAUUUUUGUCUGGAACCAUUGCCGGUUCAAGACGAGCCAACCCGGGAGCUGAGUUUCCUCGUCUUGCUGAGCUUGAACUGUGCAUAUCCACAAAGUUCCGUCCAGCGAGACUUGCAGGUGCCUUAGCUCUCUCUGCUUUUGUUUGUGAGGAAGGGGGUGGCCACAGAACCCAUGACGGACAGGCUCCAGAGCCUUACAAGUGCAUGCUUGGGAAUUCUGUCCAGACAGUGUUUUUGUAAGAGGACAAAGCUGCUUAGUCCCAGCCAUGAGGAAACCCAGUCACCUAGGGCAUGGAGCUGGAGAACUAUGAACAACCUGUGGUUCUGAGAGAGGACAACCUCCGCAGGCGCCGGAGGAUGAAGCCACGCAGCGCAGCAGGCAGCCUGUCUUCCAUGGAGCUCAUCCCCAUUGAGUUCGUACUGCCCACCAGCCAGCGCAUCAGCAAGACACCGGAAACGGCCCUGCUGCAUGUGGCUGGCCACGGCAAUGUGGAGCAGAUGAAAGCUCAGGUGUGGUUACGCGCACUGGAGACCAGUGUGGCUGCGGAAUUCUACCACCGAUUAGGUCCGGACCAAUUCCUCCUCCUCUACCAGAAGAAGGGACAGUGGUAUGAGAUCUACGAUAGGUACCAAGUGGUGCAGACCCUAGACUGCCUACGUUACUGGAAGAUGAUGCACAAGAGCCCCGGCCAGAUCCACGUGGUACAGCGACAUGUACCUUCUGAGGAGACCCUGGCUUUCCAGAAGCAGCUCACCUCCCUGAUUGGCUACGACGUCACUGACAUCAGCAACGUGCACGAUGAUGAGCUAGAAUUCACUCGCCGCCGUCUGGUUACGCCCCGCAUGGCUGAAGUGGCUGGCCGGGAUGCCAAACUCUAUGCCAUGCACCCUUGGGUGACCUCCAAACCUCUUCCAGACUACCUGUCAAAAAAAAUUGUCAACAAUUGCAUUUUCAUUGUCAUCCAUCGUGGUACCACCAGUCAAACCAUCAAGGUCUCCGCAGAUGAUACUCCUGACACCAUCCUUCAGAGCUUCUUCACCAAGAUGGCCAAGAAGAAGUCCCUAAUGAAUAUCCCAGAAAGUCAAAGUGAGCAGGAUUUUGUGCUGCGGGUCUGUGGCCGUGAUGAGUACCUAGUAGGUGAAACGCCCCUCAAAAAUUUCCAGUGGGUGAGGCAGUGCCUCAAGAACGGAGAGGAAAUACACCUGGUGCUCGACACGCCUCCAGACCCGGCCCUAGAUGAGGUGAGGAACGAAGAAUGGCCGCUGGUGGAUGACUGCACUGGAGUCACCGGCUACCAUGAGCAGCUGACCAUCCAUGGCAAGGACCACGAGAGCGUUUUCACAGUGUCUUUGUGGGACUGUGACCGAAAGUUCAGGGUCAAGAUCAGAGGCAUUGAUAUCCCUGUCUUGCCUCGGAACACCGACCUCACUGUUUUUGUGGAAGCAAAUAUCCAGCAUGGGCAACAAGUCCUCUGCCAAAGGAGAACCAGCCCUAAGCUCUUCACAGAAGAGGUGCUCUGGAAUGUGUGGCUGGAGUUUGGCAUUAAAAUCAAAGACUUGCCCAAAGGGGCCCUACUGAACCUACAGAUCUACUGCUGCAAAACCCCAUCACUGUCCAGUAAGGCUUCCGUAGAGACGCCAGGCUCCGAGUCCAAGGGCAAAGCCCAGCUCCUCUAUUACGUGAACUUGCUGUUGAUAGACCACCGCUUCCUCCUCCGCCAUGGGGGCUACGUGCUCCACAUGUGGCAGAUAUCUGGGAAGGCAGAGGAACAGGGCAGCUUCAAUGCCGACAAGCUCACCUCCGCAACCAAUCCUGACAAGGAGAACUCAAUGUCCAUUUCCAUCUUGCUGGACAACUACUGUCACCCCAUUGCUUUGCCUAAGCACCGGCCUACUCCGGACCCAGAAGGAGACAGAGUUCGAGCUGAAAUGCCCAAUCAGCUUCGAAAGCAAUUGGAGGCAAUCAUAGCCACAGAUCCACUUAACCCCCUCACAGCAGAGGACAAAGAAUUGCUCUGGCAUUUUAGAUAUGAAAGCCUGAAGCAUCCAAAGGCAUACCCUAAACUAUUCAGCUCAGUAAAGUGGGGACAGCAAGAAAUUGUUGCCAAAACAUACCAGCUAUUAGCCAGAAGGGAGAUCUGGGAUCAAAGUGCUUUGGAUGUUGGCUUAACCAUGCAACUCCUGGACUGCAACUUUUCAGAUGAAAACGUAAGGGCCAUUGCAGUUCAGAAACUGGAGAGCUUGGAGGACGAUGACGUUUUACAUUACCUUCUCCAGCUGGUGCAGGCUGUGAAAUUUGAACCAUACCAUGACAGUGCGCUGGCCAGAUUCUUGCUGAAGCGUGGCUUGAGAAACAAGAGAAUUGGUCACUUCUUAUUCUGGUUCUUGCGAAGUGAGAUAGCCCAGUCCAGACACUAUCAGCAGAGGUUCGCUGUGAUCCUGGAAGCGUACCUGCGCGGCUGUGGCAAGGCCAUGCUACAGGACUUCACGCAGCAGGUCCACGUGAUUGAGAUGUUACAGAAAGUCACCAUUGAUAUCAAAUCACUCUCGGCUGAGAAGUAUGAUGUCAGUUCCCAAGUUAUUUCACAGCUUAAGCAAAAGCUUGAAAGCCUGCAGAAUUCCAGUCUUCCUGAGAGCUUUAGAGUUCCCUAUGAUCCUGGACUGAAAGCAGGUACCCUGGUGAUUGAGAAGUGUAAAGUGAUGGCCUCCAAGAAGAAGCCCCUGUGGCUUGAGUUUAAACGUGCCGAUCCUACAGUCCUAUCCAAUGAAACCAUUGGGAUCAUCUUUAAACAUGGCGACGAUCUACGCCAAGACAUGUUGAUCUUACAGAUUCUACGCAUCAUGGAGUCCAUUUGGGAGGCUGAAUCUCUGGACCUGUGCCUUCUGCCUUACGGUUGCAUCUCAACUGGUGACAAAAUAGGGAUGAUAGAGAUUGUGAAGGACGCCACGACGAUUGCUCAAAUUCAGCAGAGCACGGUGGGUAACACGGGGGCAUUCAAAGAUGAAGUCCUGAAUCACUGGCUCAAGGAAAAAUGCCCUAUUGAAGAAAAGUUUCAGGCAGCAGUGGAAAGGUUCGUUUACUCCUGUGCAGGCUACUGUGUGGCCACAUUUGUUCUUGGGAUAGGUGACAGGCACAACGACAACAUCAUGAUCUCAGAGACAGGAAACCUAUUUCACAUAGACUUUGGACACAUUCUUGGCAAUUACAAGAGUUUCCUGGGCAUCAAUAAAGAGAGAGUACCUUUUGUCCUAACCCCGGACUUCUUGUUUGUGAUGGGAACUUCGGGCAAAAAGACAAGUCCACACUUCCAGAAAUUCCAGGAUGUCUGCGUUAGGGCUUACCUAGCUCUUCGCCACCACACAAACCUGCUGAUCAUCCUGUUCUCCAUGAUGCUGAUGACAGGAAUGCCGCAGCUGACAAGCAAAGAGGACAUUGAAUACAUCCGGGAUGCCCUCAUGGUGGGGAGAAGCGAGGAGGACGCCAAGAAGUAUUUCCUUGAUCAGAUUGAAGUCUGCAGGGACAAAGGAUGGACUGUGCAGUUUAACUGGUUCCUCCAUCUUGUUCUUGGCAUCAAGCAAGGAGAGAAACACUCCGCUUGAUAUUUGGUGCUAGAGCCCAAAGCAAUUUAGUGUUCUAAAGCUUUCAAACCAGCAUGUCAGUCAUCAGGGUUACAUUUAGAAUGCAAUAGGACUCUCUGAACACUGCACUUCAGAAAUACAGCUCUUUCCCCAGCUGAACUCUUCACGAGAGGAAAACAUGUUGGCAUUACUGAUGGCUUGGUUAAUUAAUAUUCAGUGUAAGGUUUCUCUGCUGCUCCCCCCCCCCCCGCCUCAGUCUCCAUGAUGCUGAACAAUAUUCGAACUUUAAAUGGCUUGGUAUGCCUGAUGAUCUUGUAUUGAAUAACUCUGAAAAUCCUUUAGUUACAAUAAUUGGCAAUAGCUGUUGUCACAUGUGUUCACCAUGUCUUUUGGUUGUGUUCUUCGAGCUCUUGGCAGAAAAGGGUACAAGCAUUGCUAAGCUCUGCUGCAUUCUUCACAGGAUGUUUCCGAGCAUCCCCUCCGUGCCCAAACAUGUCGGUGAUGUGCUAGAAGCAAAGAGUGCAAGUUAGCUUUUAGAGUACCAGAAUACCGUCAGCAGUUUGUCUCCUAGUGUGCCACUGAGAUGGAGACACGGAACACAGACUCUGAGCCUGAACCUUGACCCUCCCCAGCUGCUGUAACUCAAGGGUUAUGGAUAUGAAAAGUGGAGGUAAGGCCUUUGACCAAGAGUGAAUAACCUAACACGGCCACCGUCUCCUGCACAGACACAGGAGGUCACUAACUGGACCCUUGGAUGCCUACAAAUGACAUCUUUCCCUCUUGCUCUCCCCUCCCCCGCCUUCCCCUGCCUCACCACCUUGCCUCACCUGGACUUGUGGAACCUUCAAAGACAGCUGAAAAUGACUCGAAAAAGAAAGUCCACUGUAGGCUCAUGAGAUACUUAUUUGUGGAGCUGCUUCCUGGAUUUUUAAAAAGUAUAUUAUUAAAAGAAGAGUUCCAGACAAUAUUAGUUUCUAAAUGCUUUAAUUUCACUUUUUAAAUCUAAAAUUUUUCUUUAUUUGUUAAUAGAGGAUACCUGCUAUCAAAUGUAUUCUAUGCUUAUAACAAUACCAUUUACAUAUUCAUUUUUUAGCUUACAGGGCUUUUAAAUUUUGAGGUACCCCAGAGUUCAUAAAGAUAAUUGAACCAAUUUUCCUUUGAAGUAUUUUUUCAUUUCUUAAAUAUUAUCAAUGUUGAUCCACCUUCGAGAGAGAUCAGUAAAUUAUUUAAUCAAACAUCUUUAGCUAUCAUUAAUUUGAUAAAAAGAACUAUGUCAAAGAUGUCCAUAUUUAGAUAUAAUCAGGUAUAACUCUUUCUGACAAUUUUUAAAUGGUCAAAAUAGACGCUUUAAUUAGAUGGCGCCCAACCUUCCCUUUGUGUCUACAGAAGCCAAGUAGCACCUAAUUCUGCUGCAAAUAAGAACCAUCAGGGACAGUUUUAACACACCCUUGCAUUUUAAAAUCACCCCACUUUCAGAUUAUAAUUUCAUUUAGUGUGAAAUGAGCCUGGGAAGUUUUCAAAGUACUCGGCUAAAUCUCUUAUCCAUGCAGGGGAAGGAGCCUUAUUUGGUCCGGGAUGGUACAGGUAGUCCUUCCCCCCUGCUCACAAGACCGUCCCUAGCUCAUAGCUAUCUACAAAAAAACUCCUCAUCCCUGGCAAGUAACCAUUCUAAAAUCAUGCUGUCUCCUGUACAGGCCCUGCCCUGUGCUGAAAUUGUGUUUCUCUCUAUGAGUGUAAGUUAGGUACUUCAUGGCAUUUCUGGAACGUAACUCCUACUGAUCUAAGAACAGGAAGAGUAAUGACUUCUAACUCCAAAAGGGUAGCAUGCUUAAGCCUGUAAAGAACCAUACACAGACUUUGCCUUUCAUCUGAAUUGCUGGAAUGAUGAUCUGGAUGAUAAAACAAUUACGGAGUAGAUCUAUAUUUAGCUUCCGACACCACAUGCAUACAUAUUAGCUCUUUAAAUGAGCCAGCCUUUCCUUAAAGCUGAACUACAUGACGACACAUACUGAGUUUCAUUCUUCCAUUUUCAAGAUAAUGUACUUUCAACUCCAUAGACCAGCAUAUCAACAAAAAUCACCUGCACACAUGCUUGCUACCUCGCCGUUCCUGUGAAUGAUACAUUCCGGUGAUCUCUAUACCUUUGAAAAUGUUCUAGACCUAGGGUCCUCCUGCCACUGGGUAAAUACCAGUAUCUCUACCUUCAGUGCUGAGUGAAGAAAACACACAUCACAGGUCAGAUGGGUCAGGUCAAAGCAAUUUAUGUGUAUCUAAGACUGCCCCCCCCAAAAAAAGACACAAAGUAUCCAUUGUAGACUUGGUCCAAUAUGACCCUACUGGUUUGGUGAUGCUCUGAAAAAUGCAGAAAGAUAUAAUGAGUAAAACAUAUCAACUAGGAAAAAAGCUCUUGAUAUCAAGUACAUCUUUUUCAGGAGAUGGUUUGUUUUAUUUUUAUUAGUUCUUUGAGAAUUGUGUACAAAGUUUUGACCACAUGCACCCAUAUGCAGCCACUCACCCAACUUCUCCUAGACUCCCACCCCCUUCCUUACCCACCCAAUUGUGUCCUCUCCCUUUUUUUUCUUUUCAUUCAUCAAUGGCAACACUCUAAGAGAAUACUUCUUCUCCCAGCAACUGUCAGUUGCCAAUAGUUCUUGGCUGGGGUGGGAUUUCGUAUCCACCUGUCCUCUCCCUGCUGGGACUUGAUGUGGCUUCAGCUUUCAUGGGACUUGUCAUAACUGCUACGAGUUCAUAUGUGCAGCUUCUCUGCUGUGUCCGGAGGAUUCUGAUUCCUUGCCUCCAUUCACCACCUCUGUCUCCCGGUCUCUCAGGUCCCUCCCUCUUCCAAUGAUCACUGAGGCUUGGAAGGAGAGGGAGAAGAUUAGAGGCUCCACUUAAGGCUGAGUAUUCCGUAGGCUCUUAUUCUGCACCAUGGCUAGUCAUGAGUCUCUGUGGUGAUCGUCUACUGCGAAUAGACACUACUCUGAUAUAGGCCGAGAGAUGUACCAAUCUAUAGGUAAAACAGUAAGUCGUUAAGGAUCAGUAUGGGCAUUCUAUAGCAUGAUUUGGAAGCUGUUAGUCCUAUAUUCAUGAUAACUGAUUAUAAUGUUAAAUAAAAAAUUAGAAAAUACAUUUCUGAAAUCAUUGGCAAUUAUGUUUAACAAUAUGAAGAAAAUAAAAUAAGCUGGGAUUUCUUAAAG
Rattus norvegicus (Norway rat) is the source of this 6944-nucleotide messenger RNA. It is a transcript of the gene Pik3cg, whose product is annotated as phosphatidylinositol-4,5-bisphosphate 3-kinase, catalytic subunit gamma. Gene Ontology annotation, biological process: phosphatidylinositol-mediated signaling; phosphatidylinositol-3-phosphate biosynthetic process; phosphatidylinositol phosphate biosynthetic process. NCBI's taxonomy places the organism in Eukaryota, Metazoa, Chordata, Mammalia, Rodentia, Muridae. The record is from RefSeq and is a predicted model, not a curated record. Gene Ontology annotation, molecular function: transferase activity; kinase activity; phosphatidylinositol kinase activity.